This is a messenger RNA of Cimex lectularius (bed bug), 924 nucleotides long. It is a transcript of the gene eIF3k, whose product is annotated as eukaryotic translation initiation factor 3 subunit K. Gene Ontology annotation, cellular component: cytoplasm; eukaryotic translation initiation factor 3 complex. Lineage: Eukaryota; Metazoa; Arthropoda; Insecta; Hemiptera; Cimicidae. Bases 211 to 864 code for a protein of 217 amino acids. The record is from RefSeq and is a predicted model, not a curated record. The transcript is spliced from 4 exons. Gene Ontology annotation, biological process: regulation of translational initiation. Gene Ontology annotation, molecular function: translation initiation factor activity; ribosome binding.
UUAAAACAUAAAUAUACCAAAUUACGAAAUUAAAAACACUUAUAAUUAUUAUUUCCAAAUGUUAUGUAAUUUUAAUUUACUUAUUUUACAUAAAUUUACUUUAUCUUAUGUUAACUUCCAUGUUAGCGUGUUUGUCAUAUAACCUCCCUACUUUGGUGUUUGUGCGAAGCACGUUUUUAUAGAACUCUGGUGUUUCUGAUAGUGUACGAGAUGGCUGAGACUAUGAGGCGGACGGUCAAUAUGAUGUUGCAGGGGAUUGAAAGGUACAAUCCAUUGAACCUGCAGACGUUUGAACGUUACGUUGAAAUCCAGUCUCAGGAGAACGCGUACCAUUUGGAGGCGAAUCUCGCUGUGCUCAAGUUAUAUCAGAUAAACCAGAAUUUCAAUAUUGAAAUAAUCUGCCACAUAUUGUUGAAGGCGCUGACCAACCUGCCGCACACAGAUUUCAUCCUUUGCAAAUAUCUUUUAAACAAAUCACUCUGUAACACGUCUCCUAUUAAGGAAAUCAUCGAAUUGGCCGACCUUUUGGAAUGCUGCGAAUUCCAGAAAUUCUGGAUCAAGGCGAGAUCGAUGGACGAGCUCUGCUCGAGGAUCGUCGGCUUCCAUGACUCGAUCAGGAAAUUCGUCUGUCAUGUCGUUGGGAUCACAUUCCAGACGAUAAACAAAAAUCUUUUAGUACAACUCCUUGGAGGCGUAGAUGAUACGACGUUUCAAUUGAAACAGUGGGUCCAGAAGUACGGCUGGAAAGAAAUUGAUGGCAAUAUGAUCUUCAUAGCCAACCAGGAUGAAAACAUCAAAACUAAAAAUAUUACCGAAAAGAUUGAUUUUGAAACCGUUUCCGGGAUUAUGGCUGCUUGCAAUUAAUUGAUUCUGUUUGUAUUAAACAUUUUGUAAAUUAUGAAUAAAAUACAAUUUCUACUAAAA